This is a messenger RNA of Hippocampus comes (tiger tail seahorse), 4666 nucleotides long. RefSeq names its product phosphatidylinositol glycan anchor biosynthesis, class O (gene pigo). Gene Ontology annotation, molecular function: mannose-ethanolamine phosphotransferase activity. Gene Ontology annotation, biological process: GPI anchor biosynthetic process. The coding region runs from base 161 to 3454 and encodes 1097 amino acids. The transcript is spliced from 11 exons. The record is from RefSeq and is a predicted model, not a curated record. Gene Ontology annotation, cellular component: endoplasmic reticulum membrane. NCBI's taxonomy places the organism in Eukaryota, Metazoa, Chordata, Actinopteri, Syngnathiformes, Syngnathidae.
AACGUUCCUACCCCGUCUGUGAUCUUGGCUGUCCGAACCGGAGUUCUAAUCGGGCAGCGGGUAAGCCUGCGCCGUAGAGUGUGUACAUGAGACACCUGAAACCUCCUGGGCCAACACAACGACCGUCAAGUCCGCCCCUGGUCCACCUUGGUGGGGGACAAUGACUUCCACAAGAAUGAAAGGACACCGGGUGCUAUCCUUGCUCCUCUGGGUGUGUGCAGUGUAUUUUGUGGGAAUUUACCUGUUUGUGGGUGGAUUCCUGCUGGUUCGGUUGGAGGUGAACCGCACCAGCACCUGCGGAGACGUACUCGAACCGAGGGGAGAGUCGAGAGACUUUUGUGGGGUAAAACCACCUUUCCGCAGGGCUGUCAUCCUGAUUAUCGACGCCUUAAAGAUCGACUUUGCCCGUUUUGACCCCAACAACACUUGGCCUCGAUCUUUUGAAAACAAAAUGCCUGCGUUUGAGGAGACAUGCUCAUCCAGGCCUGCCCAGUGCCGCUUGUACCCCUUUCGUGCUGACCCACCCACGACCACCAUGCAGAGAAUCAAGGGAUUGACUACUGGGUCUCUGCCCACCUUUGUGGAUAUGGGUAGUAACUUUGCAUCUCGGGCCAUUUCAGAUGACAACCUCAUCCACCAGUUUGGUCAAGUGGGCAAACGAGUGGUGUUCAUGGGCGACGACACUUGGGAGAGUCUUUUCCCAAAGAAAUUCUACCGUUCUCUGCCCUUCCCUUCUUUUAACGUGCAUGACCUGCACACUGUGGACGACGGCAUCCUCCAGAAUCUCUACACAACUAUGGUGGGUGACGAGUGGGAUGUAUUGGUUGCUCAUUUCCUCGGGGUGGACCACUGUGGUCACAGGUUUGGUCCUGACCACCCGGCGAUGGCUGACAAGCUCAUCCAGAUGGAUGGAGUCAUCAGGUCUGUGAUCAACCAUAUAGAGAAUGACACGCUCUUGGUGGUGAUGGGGGACCAUGGGAUGACAGAGACUGGCGAUCAUGGAGGAGAAAGUCAAAAGGAGACUGAUGCGACCCUCUUCCUCUACAGUGCCAUCCCGCUCUUUCCUGGACCCCCGUCGCAGGAUGAACCUGAUGUGGUGCCCCAGAUAAACCUGGUUCCCACACUGGCCCUGCUCCUUGGAGUGCCAAUCCCGUACAGCAGCGUGGGUCAGGUUCUUUUGCCUUUGUUUCCUGAGUUUGGCCCCGCACAAGGUGCAGUUGCCGGUCUCAGCCAGCUUGAGGCGCUGUGGAUCAAUACAAAGCAGGUGAGCCGGUUCCUGGUGACGUAUUCUGCUUUGGCCAAAGAUAUACCAUCUGAGAGUCUGGCUGUGCUUCAACAUCAGUAUGAAAACCUCUCCUCUGAGUAUCUCACAUUCACCCGAGAGGGACGCUCACCCCCCCGUGAGCUGUCGCUCGCGCUGCAGGCCUACCUCACCUCCGUCCAAGACGUGUGCCGAGCCACCUGGGCCCGCUUCAACCCGCUUAAAAUGGCGGCCGGUUUAAUCAUCUUGGCGCUCGCCUGCCUGAUGUGUUUCACCGUGUCUGAAAUGUCAUCGGUGCUCGUCAGAGAGAAUAAUUUUCGGCUGAGGGCAACUGUUGUAGUUGCGCUGCUUGUUGGCGUUUGUGUGGCUGCCGGUCAGCUGCUCUCAUGGGGUUACGUGGAGUUAGCAUGGUGCAUGGCUGCGACCGCCUUCACGUCUGAGCUCUUCUUCCUGUGCCAGGCUCUUCAGUCCAAGACAUCCACUGGGGUUAAGAAUGAAGCAAAAGCCCCAAAAAGUGCAAGCUGGAGGACCCCACGUUAUCUUCUCUCUCCACCUCUGGUGGUGACACUCCUUCGCUUUGCCUCCAUGCUCUCGAAUAGUUAUGUGAUCACCGAGGGUCAAGUAGUAACCUUCUUGUUGCGCUCCCUGGCUCUCUACAUUCCCCUCCGUCUUAAUUGGGAUGGCCUCCUUCUGCCCGCCAACCAAGACCCUUCGAAACCUGCGUCGCUGCUCCCGUCACCCGCCUCUCCCCCAUCGACAGUGAGAAAAGAAAGCAGCACCCUCGUAGCCUUCUUCGCGCUCCUCGUCGGAAGUCUCUACCUCUCCCUCUUCUUCCACGGCUGUCGAGAGGAGCAGCAUGCCUGUCAGCCAUCCCCCUUCCUUUCCUCCCUCGCUCGGGUGAAAGACAAUCAGCUGAAAAACAUUUUCUACGUCCUCUCAGUUUCUUCCCUUGCCGUGUGGACGUAUCUGUUGAGAAAAUGUCUCCAACACUAUGGGAACCUCAACUCCUCAGGUGGAACGGUAUUCACGGCCCGCUGGAUCCUUCCCCUGCUUUCUGUGUGUCUGGGGCUCCACUGGGCUGUUAGUGCCUCACCAGAGAACAGCUUCAGGAAUUUGUCUGAGCUUAUCAAACUGGCCCAAAUCUUCAUCCCCAGGGCUGCAUAUUGUCUCCUGGGACUGGGGCUGGCCCUGAUCUGGCUGGAUCCACUAACCGUGUUUGUUAAGACCAGGCCUGCAAGUGGGACUUUGAAGAAUUUGUCCGUCCCUCCGCCACGCUACCGAGCCAGCACCGGUAUCAGCCCCCAAGCCGAGCUUCACCACCUCAUCCCACAAAUCUACCAGCGCAUGCGCCGCUCACUGGAUGAUGGCGAGACGAGCGGGGCUAGCGAGGUGGACAACCGACCCGCCGUGGAGGCCUACGGCCUAGGAACGGUCUACUCUGCCCCGCUGCUUCUGUUCUGUGGGCUGCUGGGAUUGGGUCUGCUGCACUUGCACCCAGAGGGCAUGGCUCUGUCUUUCCUCCUGCUACUGUUUGAAAUGGGGGCUCUGCUGCACAUUCAUGCCUCCUCCACAACUCUUUGCGACCUGCGCGGAGUAUAUUCGGGUGGCUUCAAUGUGCCCUGGACUCCUGUUGUGCUGUGGUCGCUGGCAGCCACCCAGUUCUUCCACGCAACAGGUCACCUGCCCACCUUCUCUUCUAUUCAGUGGGAAGCAGCCUUUGUGGGAUUCCCCGGUGGCCACACGGGGACCUUCCUGCCGGCCUCCUUGGUUACCCUCAACACUUUUGCUUCACACAUCCUGUUUGCAGUGGGAUGUCCCUUACUGCUAUUUUGGCCCCUGGUAUGCGAGGUCCGUGGAAGCAGGGCAGGCAAAGCCAGUGGUGAAGGAGGAGAGGAUGCCGUCAUGGAGAUGAGACUGAGGGAGAAGCCUCAACUGUUUAGCUCGGCUCUCCUGCAACUCUCGGCACGCUACCUCUUUAUUCUCGGACUGCAGGUCUUCGCUUCAGUGUGUGCAGCUGCUAUCCUCAGGAGGCACCUAAUGGUGUGGUGUGUUUUCGCACCCAAGUUUAUGUUUGAGGCCUCGGGGUUCCUGGUGAGCUGCGUGUCUUUGCUGCUUGGUGUCUCAUUAGUGCUGAGAGUCGACGUGGCAGUGGGACAUUGGUUCAAGAGACUCGUCCCCGAUGUCUCCAGGUAGCGAAAAGCCACACCGUUGCUUUACCAGCGCAGCCCACUAGAGCACACUGUGCCAUCAAAGGAAUGGACAAGGCGGUGAAGUUCUGAUGACGCUUCGUAUCCAGUGUGAAGGCUCAACCACAGACGGAUGAAGAGCUGCACUGACAGGCUAAGAGCUCGAGUCUGCCUUUUGUAUCCACAUGUAUUUUGGCCGGAGAAAAGCUGAACUUUCUGACAGUUUUUUUUCCUCCCUUCAGAUGUGUGUAUUUUUUUUUCUCUCCAAGUAUUAAUGCGCUUCAUUGUGCAGCAAUCAGACUAACAGUUUAUACUAUCCCAUGCCUGUCAACAGCUGUCGCAGCCGUUAAAUACUCAGUGAGCACUUCAUAACAGAGUUUCGCCAAUAUGCAACACAGUUGCCAAGUUGAAGUUACAUUUUCUGCGAAAUAUUCCCUGUAGAUGUGACAUGCUGGUAUACGCGCCUUAUUGGGUAUUGUAAGUGAGCCAUUACUUUGUACAUGGAAUGUGUCACUUUUGAGCCAUAAGUGUGUCUGGAGCUCCAAGAACGCAGGCAGUCUUGUUUUGUGGCCAUCACAAAAACACUCCUUUUCUUUUUCUUUUUCUUUUUCUUUUUUUUUUUAAGUGUGUGUAUUUUCAAGAUACAACUGAAGUGUCAGGUCAUCGCCAACAUUGAAUCUUUCUUUGAAUCUCAAGAGAUCACUGGGUGCAAGCCGUCAUUUCUAAUCAUGUGGGGAGGACAUUGGAAAGAACGGACUUUUUUGUGUGUGUUUUGGUUACGUAAUCUGACAUUUUAUUUCAUAGGGCUAUUGAUUUUCAACUAUUCUAUUCAUCAUUUCAUGUUUUCACAAAUCACAUUUAGGCUAUAUUUUUUAAAUGAAAUGCACAUCUUAUUAUCAUCCUCAAUAAAUGCCUUUUUUUUUCUAAUGAUGGUCAUUGAAUCCACAGCCUUUAUAAGUAAUUUAUUUUCAAAAGGAUGCACAAUAUUUGAAGGCAACUCUGGCUCAACACUGCAUUCCUCAGGCCCUCUCUAUACAAGAAUGUUGUGUUCAUGAGAGCACCUGCUGUGGUGAUGUUCCCCCCCCCCCCCAAAUGAUUGAUUGAAUCAUGUUGCUUGUUGUUGGCUUUUUUUGCUUUAUGUUUUGGAUAAAAUGCAUACUUAUAUGAAGAACUAAAAUGAGUGAUUGAGAACAAAUAAACCUUUUACAUGUCUUGUUCA